AUGGCUUGUCUUUGGAUAAAUUUUUUACGCCCCGCUGUUGUUUCCAAGAGCCUAUCCUUUCAAACUUCUCAAUAUGGAAAAUGUUUUAAUAUGCAAAUGUUCAGAGAACCUGGUAUUAAGGCAACCAUUAAGCGAGAAUUUUCCGGAUCUGUAAAUGACGAUGCUCAUGAUGAAAGGAAUGACCACGGGUGUGAAAAUGUGAAAGCAGAAAAUAAAAAUAAAGAUGUGGAAGAGGGACUGCAAAUGACUGAAAAAGAGGAGAACUCUUCAAACGAUUUCAGAAACAAACAAAAAAUAAAAGGAAUACGUUCCAAACCCGGGGCUGUUGGAUACAUUUCUGCUAUCAUUGGACCAGUAGUGGAUGUAAUUUUUGAAAAUAACGUCCCCGAAGUUAUGAAUGCAAUGGUUGUACCAGAAUAUCCUGGCGGAAAAUUAGUUUUAGAAGUGUUUCAUCACCUUGGAGACGGUACCGUUCGAUCAGUCGCAAUGGACAGCACAGAAGGACUGCAUCGUGGCCAAAAGGUAUUGGACACAGGAUAUCCCAUAAGAGUUCCUGUGGGAAAAGCGUGCUUAGGACGUAUCAUGAAUGUUGUUGGCGAUCCAAUUGAUGAACGUGGUCCUAUUCAGUCUGAUUUUCAUUCAUUUAUACAUGCAGACCCACCGGAAAUGAUAGAGUUAAAUGUAAAUCCCACAUUAAUGGAAACCGGAAUUAAGGUUAUUGAUCUCUUGGCGCCAUAUGUAAAGGGAGGGAAAAUCGGUUUGUUCGGAGGUGCUGGUGUAGGGAAGACAGUACUCAUCAUGGAGUUAAUCAACAACGUCGCUAAGAAACAUGGAGGGUAUUCCGUAUUUGUAGGCGCUGGUGAGCGUACUCGGGAAGGUAACGACCUAUACAUGGAAAUGAUUGAGUCCAAGGUGAUUUCAAUAGAGGAUGACAGUUCAAAAGUGGCUCUGGUAUAUGGACAAAUGAAUGAACCACCUGGAGCACGAUCGCGUGUCGUAUUAACUGGCCUAACCUUAGCCGAAUAUUUCCGCGACAUGGAUGGCCAAGACGUGCUGCUAUUUAUUGAUAAUAUUUACCGUUUUACUCAGGCGGGUGCUGAAGUUUCUGCUUUACUGGGACGCAUACCGUCCGCUGUUGGGUAUCAACCAACCUUGGGUACAGACAUGGGUUCCAUGCAAGAACGUAUUACUAGUACGAAGAACGGGUCUAUUACUUCCGUACAAGCCGUGUAUGUGCCAGCUGAUGAUCUCACUGAUCCAGCACCCGCUGCUACCUUUGCACACUUGGAUGCCACUACAGUAUUGUCACGAGCUAUUGCCGAGUUAGGAAUUUACCCUGCAGUGGAUCCUCUAGAUUCCUCUUCACGGAUAAUGGAUCCAUCCAUAGUAGGCGAUGAUCACUAUAAUGUAGCUAGAGGAGUACAAAAGACACUACAAUCAUAUAAAUCCCUACAGGAUAUCAUUGCCAUUCUUGGAAUGGAUGAACUCUCUGAAGAUGAUAAGUUAACUGUAGCUCGGGCACGCAAAAUUCAACGUUUUCUAUCACAACCAUUCCAAGUCGCAGAAGUUUUUACGGGACAUUCAGGGAAAAUGGUAUCCAUUGCAAAAACUGUAGAAGGUUUCAAACGCCUUCUCGAUGGAGAGUUGGAUGAAUUGCCGGAAAUUGCCUUUUAUAUGGUCGGGGAUAUAAAUGAUGCUAUCGAAAAAGCCAAAAACUUGGCAAUGACAAUGUCCAUGGAAAAAUAA
Rhagoletis zephyria (snowberry fruit fly) is the source of this 1746-nucleotide messenger RNA. Its product is annotated as ATP synthase subunit beta, mitochondrial-like. Gene Ontology annotation, molecular function: proton-transporting ATP synthase activity, rotational mechanism; ATP hydrolysis activity; ATP binding. Gene Ontology annotation, biological process: proton motive force-driven mitochondrial ATP synthesis; proton transmembrane transport. NCBI's taxonomy places the organism in Eukaryota, Metazoa, Arthropoda, Insecta, Diptera, Tephritidae. Gene Ontology annotation, cellular component: proton-transporting ATP synthase complex. The record is from RefSeq and is a predicted model, not a curated record.